AUGUCAGCGACUCGGCAAGUAGAAAAAAUGAUAAGUGGGAGCAUGUCCGCAAAGGAAGGGGAUUCAAGCCCUGAGGAGGCCCCACAGAAGACAGGCGGGCACGCUGAUGUAGAUACCACUAGGGACGAAGAGGAAGGGACGCAGCAGUCGGAACACGAGGUCUGCAAAAGGGACGCAGAGGGAGCGGAAGAGCCCGCUUACCCGAUUGAUGAGGGUGUACUGACUCCAUGGUGGCGAGAGGCUGGUGAGACACGAGAACCUGAUAGGGAAUAUACAGUACUGGCCUCUCCGGACUCUGGAAAUACAGUGGGGGUACGUCGCACGGAUGAGCAGCAAGGGGGACUGUGCUACACAUGGAUUGGAUCUUGCCACCCCCCAGUCCGCCAGACCAGUAUCCAGGCUCAAAGUAGCACAACUUCAAAGGGAGAAGCGGAGAAGUCACCGAGGACCGAGGCACAACACGGACAUUUUCAAUUGGAAGUCUGGAUGGCAGAGGCGUUGUGGGUCUCUACGGAGUUCCGGAAUGCCCGAGGCCUUCCCGACGCACUCUCGGGAGGGAUGGGUGCUAGAGAGCUUCACCCGUUUUGA
Messenger RNA from Eimeria maxima, 588 nucleotides. RefSeq lists its product as hypothetical. The transcript has 2 exons. The record is from RefSeq and is a predicted model, not a curated record. Lineage: Eukaryota; Apicomplexa; Conoidasida; Eucoccidiorida; Eimeriidae. Bases 1 to 588 code for a protein of 195 amino acids.